Emericellopsis atlantica is the source of this 879-nucleotide messenger RNA. RefSeq lists its product as uncharacterized. NCBI's taxonomy places the organism in Eukaryota, Fungi, Ascomycota, Sordariomycetes, Hypocreales, Bionectriaceae. The coding region runs from base 1 to 879 and encodes 292 amino acids. The transcript has a single exon. Gene Ontology annotation, molecular function: oxidoreductase activity. The record is from RefSeq and is a predicted model, not a curated record.
AUGGCGUGUCCCAUCGAUUCUGGCGCAGCGCUGCGGAAACGCAUCGAGAAACCUCACAUCUACGAGCCAGUAGCUGAGCCAAACGAGCUCAAGGGCGUCGUCAUCGAAGGCAUAUACCUCAUGGGUGGCCAAUUCGCCAUCCUGUGCCAGUUCGCUCACCCGGGGCUGGCAGAGGGUUCCUUCAAGCAUUCCAACUUUGCCUACCGCAUCAUGAACCGCCUCAAGACAACAGCGCGCUUCCUGAACGCGGCCGUCUUUGGCACACGGGCGGAGCAAGAGGCAAUCUUUGGCGUGAUCCACGCCGCGCACAAGAACAUCAAGGGCGAAGGGUACUAUGCCGACGACCCCGAGCUGCACAAGUGGACGGCCGCGACGCUCUUUGUCGCCAUCAUCGUCGUCCACGAGGCCUUCUUUGGCAAAGUGUCGCGCGAGAGGCAGGAGGUGCUGUACAGGGAGAGCAGCGUGUACGGGACCUCGUUGCGGAUGCCGCCCGAGAUGUGGCCCGCCACUCUCGACGACUUCUGGGCCUACUGGCAUCACAACAUCAACACGCUCGAGGUCACCGACUGGGCGCGGAAGCUGGGGACGGAUCUCCUGUGGCCCAAGGCCAUGCCCCUCUGGGCGCUGCCCAACAUACCCGUUGCCAGGCUGAUGACCAUCCACUGGCUCCCCGAGCGACUCCGGGAGGAAUAUGGCUUCAAGACAACCGCGCUCAGCACAGGCUUGUACUAUUGCGUGUCGUACUAUGUUGCGUUUUGGUAUCCCAUGCUGCCGAGAGCCGUGCGAGAAUAUCCCAGCCGAUAUUACAUCCAGGAUAUGAAAAAGGCUGUGGAGAGGAUCGAGCGGACGGGCACGUGGUACGAGCGAGGUAAGACGUGA